CGAGCGAAUGUGUGAGGGGAGGGAGGCGUCCCGGCCGAGCGUGGUACUACGACGAGCGCGGGCCGGAGGGGGCGGGGGGAUGCGCCGCGGCGGCGGCGGCGCGGGCGCUGGGGCUGGGGUUUGGCGGCGCCAGAGCAGCGGAUACCGGUCUCUCCGCGGCAGCGGCGCGGGUGUCGCGGACGGCCUGAAGACGCCGUAUCUUCCUGCCCGCCACCUUUUUUUUUUUUUUUUGAAUAACCGGAACCAAUGAACUCAGCGGGGACCCGAGCUCCGGAGGCCGCCGGUGCCGAGGGGACCAGGCUGGCGCCCGGCGGGAGCCCGCGUCUGAGGUGGCGGGGGCGGCCCGAGAAGUCGCCGGCGGCGGCGUCGCCUCGCGGAGCGGGCGAGUGGCUGGCGGCCCGGGCGCCGCUGCGCUUUCUCCCCGCUUCUCUUUCCCAUCUUCAUCCCGCUGCGACUCCCGGCCCGGCCGCGGGCUGGCUGCGGCGGCGGCGCUGGGCUGCGCUGCUGGUGCUCGGGCUGCUGGUGGCCGGAGCGGCGGACGGAUGCGAGCUGGUGCCGAGGCACCUCCGCGGGCGGCGGGCGGCCGGCUCCGCCGCGGCCGCCGCCGCCUCUUCCGCCGCGGUGGCAGGCGCUAGCCCGGCGCUCGUGACAGAUCCCUGCAUGUCACUGAGUCCACCAUGCUUUACAGAAGAAGAUAGAUUUAGUCUGGAAGCUCUUCAAACAAUACAUAAACAAAUGGAUGAUGACAAAGAUGGUGGAAUUGAAGUAGAUGAAAGUGAUGAAUUUAUUAGAGAAGAUAUGAAAUAUAAAGAUGCUACUAAUAAACACAGCCAUCUGCAUAGAGAAGAUAAGCAUAUAACUGUUGAGGAUUUAUGGAAACAAUGGAAAACAUCAGAAGUUCAUAAUUGGACCCUUGAGGACACCCUUCAGUGGUUGAUAGAAUUUGUUGAACUCCCUCAAUAUGAGAAGAAUUUUAGAGACAAUAAUGUCAAAGGAACAACACUUCCCAGGAUAGCAGUGCAUGAACCUUCAUUUAUGAACUUCCAGUUGAAAAUCAGUGACCGGAGUCACAGGCAAAAACUGCAGCUCAAGGCACUGGAUGUGGUUUUGUUUGGACCCGUAACACGCCCACCUCAUAACUGGAUGAAAGAUUUUAUCCUCACAGUUUCUAUAGUAAUUGGUGUUGGAGGGUGCUGGUUUGCUUAUACGCAGAAUAAGACAUCAAAAGAACAUGUCGCAAAAAUGAUGAAAGACUUAGAGAGUCUACAAACUGCAGAGCAAAGUCUAAUGGACUUACAAGAAAGGCUUGAAAAGGCACAGGAAGAAAACAGAAAUGUUGCUGUAGAAAAGCAAAAUCUAGAGCGCAAAAUGAUGGAUGAAAUCAAUUACGCAAAGGAGGAGGCUUGUCGGCUGAGAGAGCUGAGGGAGGGAGCUGAAUGUGAAUUGAGUAGACGUCAGUAUGCAGAGCAGGAGUUGGAACAGGUUCGCAUGGCUCUGAAAAAAGCUGAAAAAGAAUUUGAACUAAGAAGCAGCUGGUCUGUUCCAGAUGCACUUCAAAAAUGGCUCCAAUUAACACAUGAAGUAGAAGUACAGUAUUACAAUAUUAAAAGACAAAAUGCUGAAAUGCAGUUAGCUAUUGCUAAGGAUGAGGUUGCUGCUUCAUAUCUGAUUCAGGCAGAAAAAAUUAAAAAGAAGAGAAGUACAGUCUUUGGGACUCUGCAUGUUGCACAUAGCUCCUCCCUAGAUGAGGUAGACCACAAAAUUCUGGAAGCAAAGAAAGCUCUCUCUGAGUUGACGACUUGUUUACGAGAACGACUUUUUCGCUGGCAACAAAUUGAGAAGAUCUGUGGCUUUCAGAUAGCCCAUAACUCAGGCCUUCCUAGCCUGACCUCUUCCCUUUACUCUGAUCACAGCUGGGUGGUGAUGCCGAGAGUCUCUAUUCCCCCCUAUCCAAUUGCAGGCGGAGUUGAUGACUUAGAUGAAGAUACACCUCCAAUAGUGUCGCAAUUUCCCGGGACGGUGGCCAAACCUCCCGGCUCGUUAGCCAGAAGCAGCAGCUUGUGCCGCUCCCGCCGCAGCAUCGUGCCCGCCUCGCCGCAGGCCCCGCGCGCCCAGCCGCCGCCCGCUCACCCGGCGCACCCUCGCCACCCUCACCACCCCCAGCACGCGCAGCACUCGCUGCCUUCCCCCGACCCAGACAUCCUGUCCGUGUCCAGCUGCCCAGCGCUUUAUCGGAACGAAGAGGAGGAGGAGGCCAUUUACUUCUCUGCUGAGAAGCAAUGGGAAGUGCCAGACACAGCUUCAGAAUGUGACUCCUUAAAUUCUUCCAUUGGAAGGAAACAGUCUCCUCCUUCAAGUCUUGAGAUAUACCAAACAUUAUCUCCUCGAAAGAUAUCAAGAGAUGAGCUCUCCCUAGAGGAUUCCUCCAGAGGAGAUUCGCCCAUCACUGUGGAUGUCUCUCGGGGAUCUCCCGAUUGUGUAGGUCUGACAGAAACCAAGAGUAUGAUCUUCAGCCCUGCAAGCAAAGUGUACAACGGCAUCCUGGAGAAAUCCUGCAGUAUGAACCAGCUUUCCAGUGGCAUCCCGGUGCCCAAACCUCGCCACACGUCGUGUUCCUCAGCUGGCAAUGACAGUAAACCAGUUCAGGAGGCCCCAAAUGUUGCCAGGAUAAGCAGCAUCCCACAUGACCUUUGUCAUAAUGGAGAGAAAAGCAAAAAGCCAUCAAAAAUCAAAAGCCUUUUUAAGAAGAAAUCUAAGUGAACUGGCAGACUUGAUGGAAUCCCAUUCAAGUGGCAUCUGUAAACUUUUGUCUCCCUCCUUCCACUCUCUUUUUUUGUUUGUUUUAAUUUUAGGAAGGUAACUCCAUUGGGGCUUUCUGGACUGGAUGCCAUAGUGGAAUGUCCUUAAGGGCAACUGUCUACUGUCUGCUUAUUUAAAUGACUAUAUAAUCAAUACAUCAAGCCAGUUAUUACUGAAAAAUCAUUAAGAGAUGAGACAGUUUACAGUCAUUUCUGCCUAUUUAUUUCUGCUUUGUUAUUCGUGACAUAUAUACAACAUUUUGUUGGAAGCCACUAUGGACUUACGAGCUUUAAUGGACUAGUAAGCCAGCAUGGGCUUGCAAACUUUCUUGUUUACCAGAGCAUCUUCUUAUCUUUCCACAGAGCUAUUUACAUCCUGGACUAAAUAACUUAAGAGAAGUAAAACUAAUUGCACUACUGUUUUCCAGACUGGAAAAGAAAAUAUCUGCAAGUGAAAAUGUAUAGAGUUUAUAAAGUGACUAUGGAUAGGGGACUGUUUUCACUUUUAGAUCAAAAUGGGUUUUUAAGUAGAACCUAGGGUUUCUAAUUGACUUGAUUUCUGGAAAUGAAAACCCACGCUUUUAUUAUGGGAAGCUUCUUUAAAUGCAUUUAAUAUUGUAAAGUUUCAAGUCCUGCUGUAAAGACCAUGUUGUUUUGUUUUCCCCAGGGCUUUCACUGUGAUUUACUGCAUUGCAGGCUGUAUGAUAAAAUACAAAUAAUUUAAAGAGAGAGGGCUCUUGAUUCCUUAUGCAAGUGGAAGAGUUGAAACUUGAUUGAAGGACUUAAAACAUUCACAAGCGUAAACUGAGGUGGGGGAGAUAUGGGGAUUCAGGCACAUGUUUACAGACUUUGAAUAACUGCAAAGGAUUUAUGGUUUGUGAAAAUUUGUACUGUGGAAAAGAUAAUAAAUUGGAGACAUUACUGUGUGGGAUUGUGCUGAUUUUUGUUGAUAACACUCCACUAAAAACACUAUAUGUUUUUCUGGAGAGCUGUGUAAGCUGUCUUGUUGCUUAAUUGCAAUAUAAGAAAUAGUGAUGUUUUGGAAGUAAGUUGUCAACAAAUUUCUUUCUAUUUUAUAUUGUUUGUCAUAUUUUUAUGUAGUUUGAAAUGUUUAAAUGUUCUAAUAUCAAGAUUAACAAAUACAAAUUUAUGGUGCAUUUA
Messenger RNA from Microcebus murinus (gray mouse lemur), 3959 nucleotides. RefSeq names its product stromal interaction molecule 2 (gene STIM2). Gene Ontology annotation, molecular function: calcium channel regulator activity; protein binding; calcium ion binding. The record is from RefSeq and is a predicted model, not a curated record. Lineage: Eukaryota; Metazoa; Chordata; Mammalia; Primates; Cheirogaleidae. Gene Ontology annotation, biological process: intracellular calcium ion homeostasis; activation of store-operated calcium channel activity; store-operated calcium entry. Gene Ontology annotation, cellular component: plasma membrane; endoplasmic reticulum.